Messenger RNA from Perkinsus marinus ATCC 50983, 159 nucleotides. RefSeq lists its product as hypothetical. NCBI's taxonomy places the organism in Eukaryota, Perkinsozoa, Perkinsida, Perkinsidae. The transcript is spliced from 2 exons. Bases 1 to 159 code for a protein of 52 amino acids. The record is from RefSeq and is a predicted model, not a curated record.
AUGCAUGCACUAGAAGAGAAGGAACGAUCCCACAGAGAAAAACAGAUGAAAAAAGACUAUAAAAAAGAACUCGACAGUCAGAUGGCUGCUAAGCGCGCCACUUUGGUCGACAGAGCGCGGGUGCACGAGGGAGACAGACUAGCCAUGGUGGGUGACUAA